Molecule: messenger RNA, 7128 nt
Organism: Metopolophium dirhodum (rose-grain aphid)
Lineage: Eukaryota; Metazoa; Arthropoda; Insecta; Hemiptera; Aphididae
Product: protein PF3D7_1417600-like
Exons: 7
Coding region: 1149-6857 (1902 amino acids)
Source: RefSeq, a predicted model, not a curated record
AAAGCUUAAAAUAGGAUGCUAAUAUGCUCUAAAAAAAACCCUAAAAUAAUCUCUAAAUAUUCCUUUAACUUGUAAAUAUGCAGAUAAUAUGCUCUAAAAAAACCUUAAAAUAUUCUCUAAAUAUUACUCAAACUUGUAAAUAUGCAGAUAAUAUGAUUUUUUUUUUCUUAAGUAAUUCAAUAAAUAACUGUUAUGGCCCAUUCCUUUGGUAACAGGUAAAUUAUUUAAAUUUAAAACAGUUUAUGCAUAGGAAUAUAAAUUUAAUAAAAUUAUAUAUAAAAAACAAAAUAGUUAAAUAAAAACAAUGAACAACUUGGAUACACCAGUAUCGGAUCCAAAGGGGUGGUUGGUUAAAGGGACAUUUGCCCCCCCUAAAAUAAAAAAAAAUUAUGCCCUUGAUACCCACUGGUAUGCACCAUUCUUUGGUAAAAGAUAAAUUAUUAAAUUUAUUUAUAUUUAUUAUAAAAUCAUUCUCAUCACGUUAUCAGUUGUCAAAUACGAUAAUCUAUGGUACAAUCACAGACUGAGAGUAACAGUAUGACCAACAUUACUAAUUUAAUUACAAUCAAGUAGAUAAUUCAAUGAUUUUUAAUUUUUAACAUCCUUAAAUCAAAUUUUUUUUUCCUAGAAAAAUCACAAUUCGAGAAAUGAACAAUAUAUGAAUUUUUAUGAACAAUAAUUGAAUAUAUUCUAAAAUAUGACAAAAAAGGCUAAAUAUUCUAUAAUAUAUCCAAAAUAUGCGAAAUAAAUUUUUUCCUACAAACUUUAUGGUGGAUAAAUCGUCCACAUUUUUCAUCCUCGUAAAGCCAAUAAAAAUAUGUAAAAACCUAAAGAUCCACGCUCUAGUUAUAACUCAUCUAUGUUCUGUUCCACAAGAGAGUUCGACUGCCAUGCGCAUCAAAAUGGAUUAGCUCCGAUGUCGCGAGACCAAAUUUCCCCCAUCAUGUGACGUCCGCUCUCUGCACCAAUCUAAUGUCUUGGAUGAAAAUACAUCAACAUGUGUUGAUAAUUCAAUCAAUAAAACAAAAAAAUUUGAUGAAGAAAAAGAAAAAAUUGAAACAACUGAAUUAAAACAAAGCUUUUCUGAAGAGUCUGAUUCAAAAUUUUCUUCACCAUGUUUCUCAAAGUGUAUACCAAAUGCAAAGUUGAUGGACACAGAAGUUAUUAAUAGAUACAUCAGAAUGGGAUCAACAUCGUCAAAUGAUUCUUCUUUAUCAGAAGAUCAAAAUAAGUCUACAUUUGAAGAUGAAACCGUUAGCUUUACAGAUGGCCAAGAAAUGGAGUCAAUUCAAGACAAUUAUGCCUUUGAUGAAACCAGUGAACGCUUUUCUGUUUCAAGUGCUAUUGAGCAAAGCACUAGUAUCAACCAACAAAAUGUAUUAGAUGAUUCUAAUAAUGUAUGCACUUUAAUACAUUGUAGUCAAAAAGACGAUACAGAUUUAAGUAUAUGUAGUGACUCAGAACUUGAAGAUGUUACUGAAGAUUCAAUUGUUGCUGAUGAAUAUAGUGUUACACCUGGAAAACAGAGAUUGUUUGAUUUGCGAGUCACUAAACAAUCACUUCGUGCUAAGGCUCUCGUAGCAUCUGCUCCAUUUAUGGAUAGAAUUGAAGAAACUACAACUCCUGUUGUGUCUAAAGUUCUUAAUUCUCCUUUAAUUUUAAAUGACACCAGUUAUAGACACUCAGAAAUCAAUGAAAAUUUAAAUGUUUUAUCAAUUACUGAAAUACGUCAUGGUACAUCUAUUGAGCAUUUCAAUCAAACUUCUAAUGAAAAUGUGUUUGAAACUUCAAAGUUUAUUGAUGAAACUGCGGGAGAAUUAUUGAUAUCAACCGAUUUGAAGAAUGAUAUAGUUUCUGUGAAUAAAAGUGCAGAUACUAUGUUUGAUGAAACAAUGAACACAAAUAAACAUUCAACAGAUGGCAAGGGUAUGAAUGUUAACAAGUCAUUAAUUAAAACUGAUCAAAUCGAAAAUACUUUAAAUGAUAUGGUGCAUACAUCUAAUAAUAAACAGUUUAUGAAUAUCAUGACCAACAUAGUAAUUCCAACAGACUUAAAUGUUCAUUAUGAUAAAGAAUACUUAAUUGCUGCACAAAUCAAUGCUAUAUCAACAAAUACCAGUGUAGAUGAUAAAAUAUUUGAUACAACUAUGAAGACUAAUAUACUUUCAACAAACAAUCAAAGUACUGAUUCAAAUAAAUCCUUAAAUGACACUGAACACAAAUUUGAAGUUGAUAAGUCUGUGAAUAUUAUGGCCAAUAUGGCUAUAACAACAUCUGAUGUCAAUGAUCAUCAUAAAGAUGAAGAAUUCUCAGUUGCCAUGGAUGUUGAUAUUAAAUCAGCUAACACUAGUGUGGAUAAAGAGUUAGAUGAAACAGUGUGGACUCGUAGGCUUUCAUUAAACAACCAAAGUACUGAUUCAAAUAAAUCCUUAAAUGAAACUGAUCACAAAUUUGAUGGUGAAAAGUCUAUGAAUAUUAUGUCCAAUAUAGCUAAUUCAAUAUCAGGUGUAGAUGAGUAUAAUGAUGUAAAAAAUUCAAUUGCUACAGAAGUUGGUAUUAUAUCAAUUAGUAGCAGUGUAGUGGAUAAAAUAUUUGAUGAAACAGUGUAUACUAAUAAACUUUCAACAAACAACCAAAGUAUGGAUACGAAUAAAUCCUUGAAUGAUAGUAAUAUCGAAAAUACUUUGAAUGUCACUGAACACAAUUUUGAUGGUGAAAAGUCUAUGAAUAUUAUGUCCAACAUGGUUGAACCAACAUCUGAUGUCGAUAAUUAUAAUGAUGAAGAAUUCUCAGUUGCCAUGGAAGUUGAUAUUAAAUCAACUAACACUAGUUGUGUGGAUAAUGAGUUAGAUGAAACAAUGUGCUCUAAUUGGCUUUCAAUAAACAUCCAAAGUACUGAUUCGAUUAAAUCCUUAAAUGAAACUAAUAUCAAAAAUACUUUAAAUGACACAGAGUAUAAAUUUGAUGGCGAAAAGUCUAUGAAUAUUAGGUCCAACAUGGCUGUACCAACAUCUGAUGUCAACGAUGAAGAAUUCUCAGUUACCAUGGAAGUUGAUAUUAAAUCAACUAACACUAGUGGUAUGGAUAAAGAGUUAAACGAAACAGUGUGCACUAAUACGCAUUCAAUAAAUAACCAAAGAACUGAUUCGAUUAAAUCCUUAAAUGAAACUAAUAUCAAAAAUACUUUAAAUGACGCUGAGUACAAAUUUGAUGGUGAAAAGUCUAUGAAUGUAAUGUCCAAUAUAACUAAUUCAAUAUCGAGUGUAGAUGAGUAUAAUGAUGGAGAAAACUCAAUUGCUACAGAAGUUUGUAAUAUAUCAAUUAAUACACUUUCAACAAACAACAAAAGUAUGGAUAUGAAUAAAUCCUUAAAUGAAACUAAUAUCGAAAAUACUUCAAAUGUCACUGAACACAAAUUUGACUGUGAAAAUUCUAUAAAUAUUAGGUCCAACAUGGCUGUACCAACAUCUGAUGUCAACGAUGAAGAAUUCUCAGUUACCAUGGAAGUUGAUAUUAAAUCAACUAACACUAGUUGUAUGGAUAAAGAGUUAAACGAAACAGUGUGCACUAAUACGCAUUCAAUAAAUAACCAAAGAACUGAUUCAAAUAAAUCCUUAAAUGAAACUAAUAUCAUAAAUACUCUAAAUGUCACUGAACACAAAUUUGAUGGUGAAAAGUCUAUGAAUAUUAUGUCCAAUGAAGCUAAUCCAUUAUCGAGUGCAGUUGAGUAUAAUGAUGGAGAAAACUUAAUUACUUCAGAUGUUGAUAUUAUUCCAAUGAGUACCAGUGUAGUGGAUAAACUAAUUGAUGAAACAGUGUACCCUAAUACGCUUUCAACAAACAACCAAAGUAUGGAUAUGAAUAAAUCCUUAAAUGAAACUAAUAUCGAAAAUACUUCAAAUGUCACUGAACACAAAUUUGAUGGUGAAAAGUCUAUGAAGAUUAUGUCCAAUAUACCUAUUCCAUUACCAGGUGUAAAUGGUUAUUUUGAUAAAGAAAACUCAAUUGCUACAAAAGUUGAUAUUAAAUCAAUUAAUACCAGUAUAGUGGAUAAAAUAUUUGAUGAAUCAAUGUUAAUAAAUGCUAAUAAACUUUUAACAGACAGCAGAUUUAUGAAUUGUAAUAAAUCCUUAAAUGAAACUGAAAGCAUUUUAAAUAAUACUGAACACAGGUUUGUGAAUAAUAUCCAAAACACCUCUGUUUCAGCUGUUCAUUUUGAUGAAAAGUUGCAUUUAAGUAAACUGGAUAAGAGUAUAUUAAAAAACACAAUCAAUUCUGAUAAUUCAUUUGUAGGAAUUAACGACGUUAAUAUAACUUGCAAUACAUCACUAGAAGACCCGUCAUGUAUGAUGAGACAAUACUUAGACUUUGAACAAACUGUAAAUGAAAUGUGCAAUGAUAUUUCAUCAGCAAAUGGUCCUGUUGGAAAAUCGAAUAAGCCAAAAGAAAGUUAUGACGAUGAAACUCUUGAAAAUUUGAUCGAACAAACACUUUCUUCUGAUACAUUCAAUCUAACGAAAGUAAAUGAAAAUGUCUCUAAUUAUAAUGGGUCAAACUUAUCGGUCAUUAUUGAAAAUAAAUCUCUAGAAACUUCUUGUAACAACAUUGAGCAAAAUGAAGAUUUUGUCAUUCCCAAUAAUGAUGUACCAAUAACUUUGGAGUCUGAAAGUAUUGUGAAGGAAGUCAAUGAUAUUGAAUUGUUGAAUAAAUCAACAGUUGUAAAUACAGUAGCUACUCCUUCAAAAUCUGAAGUUGGUUUAGCAUAUGGAAUAGAUGUUAACAAUCAAAUCAAAACAAAAGAAAGUAUUUCAAUAAAUUGUAAUAUUACAGAUUCAGGAUUAGUUGAAAAUAUAAAUGAAUCUAAACGUAAUGGAAGUUCAAUGUUGAGCGAUGAGUUAUCCAAAACGGAACUUGAUACAUUUACCAAAGUUAAUAAAAACUUUAAUAAUACCACUACAAAACAAAUAUUUAUCUCAGAAGAUGCCAUUAAAAUACAUUCAACACAAAAUACUUUGGAUGAAAACAACUUAUAUCUAAUAGCCGAUCAAAUUAAUAUAACUGACAUUCCUAACUCCACUGCUUUUAAACUUAUUCCAGAAACAGAAAUAACUCAAAAAAACCUGAUUGAUCAACAUGAAUUACUUAAUAAUGACAAUCAGCAACAAGAUUUAUUGGAUGCAACUAAAUGUAUUGAUAAUAGCCUAGAAGAAUUUACAAAUCUAGAACAGAUGUUUAAUUUUGGAGACAAUAUAAAAGGAAAACAAGUUGAAUAUAAGACUCCCAAGACACAAAAACUAUUAGAUUUUAGUAUUAUUCAACAAACGCCCACUUUUGAUAAUCCAUCAAAGAAACAGAAGCUAUUAAAUUUCAGUAUUGUUGAUCAAACUCCAAUAUUACUAAGUACACAAAAAAAAUAUCCAAUUGAUAAUGUUAUCAACGAUGACAGUUUAAUAAAUUUUAGUUCAGUUGAUCAAAUGUGGAAUUCAGAAGUAGUGACGAAAGAUGAAAUUAAUUUUAAAGAUUUACAUAACUCUUCCAAUUAUUCUUCAUCAAAUAAUCUAUCAACAAUUUCAGCUCCUGAUUUAGAAUUAUUAGCAGAUGAGUCAAUUAAAAGAAAUACAUCAAAUUUCAGUAACUCAUCUUUUGAUCAAACAAUAACUGAUUCAAAUUUAAACCUGUCUACUUAUUCUUGUGCAAGUAAGACUCAAAAUGUUAUAACAGAAUUAAAUAAUCUGGAACCAUUGGUAUUAAUCAACAAACAGAUUGUUGCUGACAAACCUUCUGACUCUUUAAAUCAAACAGUUAAACUAAAUGAGUCAAGACAAAAAACAUUUUAUGACAAACACUGUGUUGCGGAAGCGUCUACUAAAGUAGUAAAACCCGACUUAAAAUUGUUAUCAAAUACUACUUCAAACCAAAACAUUGAUUCUGCAGUAUUUAAAGAUGAUUCAAACCAAGACCCGUGUUUUAACUCAAAUGAACGUGCCAUUGUAGAUUUCAGCAUUAUCCACCAAGGAUUGUUGGAAAAUGUUGAAUUAAAAAACAAUACUGCUAUAACAUCUUUUGAAUCUGAUAGAAAUGUUUCUAAUCUAAUUGAAAUGUCUUUUGUUACUAAAUCUGAAGAACAAACAAUUCUUUCAUCUGAAAAUCCAAUAAUACCCAUAACUUCUCACAGUAUAUCUGAAAACUCAAUACAAAGUCGUUCUGAUGAAAUGAAUAGCACAGCUCUACAUUUAGAAGAAUCUACAUUUUUGCACAAUAACACUGAAUUGUUAACUGAUAUACAGAUGAAAGAUGAGUCGCUUCUUAUAGAAUCGCCAGAAAAGAGUUCAAUUAUCGAUUCUUUUCAUAGUAUUGAAUUGGAUCAUGUACAGGAAGAUAAUAAGAGGAAAAUGGAGACUACUCAAGAAUAUGAUAAUAACGAAAAGAAAAUGAAAGUAGAGACUGAGAUGCUGAAGACACCAAUGUCGAUGCUCUAUAAAAUUAAAAAUAUGUUCAGGAGCAGUGAAAGACAACCAUCUUGUGUAAAUAAUACAAAAGAAAACAAUUUGAAAUCAAACAAAUGCUAUCAAAAAUUAAAUUUUAACAAAUUUGAAGAAAAUAAUGAAGAUUUUACUAAACGAAUAACAUUAAAAAAACCAGAAGUUAUAAGAAGUAAAAUACCUUGCAAAGUCACUGACAGAUCAUUAAUAAAAAAUGAUGAAUUUAAUAGUUCAUCUCUAUUGUCCCUUAAUGAUAGUAUAAAACAAAAAAAAACCAUACCAAAGUUAACAGGAGUUCCUGUAUUAUCUGAUGUAUCUAAUUCGUCAAACAGAAAGUGUGCAGAAAGUCGUAUACCUUCCAAAUUUCAAAAAUAAUGUCUCAUAAAUUAUUUUUAUAGUUAUUAUUUAAUUUUUAUUUUAGUUUAGUUAUUUAUUAUGAAAAUAAGGCAAAUGUAUUAGUAAAAAAAAUUCCACUUUUAAGUAUACAUAUUAUGAAUACACCCUAGAGUUAAAAGUUUUAUCAUUUUUUAUUUUAUUAGUUAAUUUUAAUUCAUGAUGUAUAUUUUUACUUUUUAUACAUUUUAACUUUAAUACCUAUAUUUAUAUAAAAAAGAAUAUAUUAAUAAACUCAAGAUUUAUAUAUUAA